AAUAAUGAAACUUCCGCUUCUCAAGCCCAAAACUCAUAUUCGGAUAGCUCGCCAAAAUCUCAUUAUGAAUCACGCGUGAAACAAAUUUCGGAAUCGCAAUCUAUUCCUAACACUCCUAAUUUACCUGAAGAAUCCUCAGAACAAAAUACAGACUUACAGAAAACAAAAAUCCCUGAAAUAGACGUACAGCCUUUGAUAGAAGAAUUAAGAAUAGAACCUUUAGUGGAAGAUACCGUUAAAGUUGUUAAUGUUGAUAAAAAUUCUACAGAUAAGCAAUCACUUGCAAUCGAAUUGAAUAAUGAAACUUCCGCUUCUCAAGCCCAAAACUCAUAUUCGGAUAGCUCGCCAAAAUCUCAUGAUGAAUUACACGUCAAACAAAUUUCGGAAUCGCAAUCUAUUCCUAACACUCCUAAUUUACCUGAAGAAUCCUCAGAACAAAAUACAGACUUACAGAAAACAAAAAUCCCUGAAAUAGACGUACAGCCUUUGAUAGAAGAAUUAAGAAUAGAACCUUUAGUGGAAGAUACCGUUAAAGUUGUUAAUGUUGAUAAAAAUUCUACAGAUAAGCAAUCACUUGCAAUCGAAUUGGUCCAUCUAUUUGAAAAAAUAAGCUUGGCAGAGAAUAAUACUAAAUGA
Molecule: messenger RNA, 636 nt
Organism: Entrophospora sp. SA101
Lineage: Eukaryota; Fungi; Glomeromycota; Glomeromycetes; Entrophosporales; Entrophosporaceae
Source: the annotation of a GenBank genome assembly